UUUAUACUCAUUCACUUCCCUUCCCUUGUUUCUCACUAAUCAUCUCUGUCUUCCCUUCUCACUCUUUGCCUCUUCUCACUGUCGGCUAAUAAUGGCUCCAAAGAAGGAUGGAGUGAGCAAAAGGGUUUUUAACAAAGGUUCUUGGACAGCUGAGGAAGAUAGAAGAUUGGCUAAAUAUAUUGAGAUUCAUGGCGCAAAGAGAUGGAAAACAAUCGCCAUUAAAUCAGGUUUGAAUCGAUGCGGCAAGAGUUGCAGGUUGAGAUGGUUGAACUACUUGAGACCUAACAUUAAGAGAGGCAACAUAUCAGAUGAAGAAGAGGACUUAAUUAUUAGGCUUCAUAAACUGCUGGGGAACAGGUGGUCUUUGAUUGCUGGGAGACUUCCAGGGCGAACAGACAAUGAAAUUAAGAACUACUGGAAUUCCCAUUUGAGCAAGAAAAUAAUAAACCAUGAUGUCAGAACAGAACAAACUUCCUCCUCGGAACAAAUUGUGCCUCACAAAGCAUGGGAAACUGUCCAGAUGGAAGAAGAAGAGGUAGUAAAAGGAAGUGAUGAAAUUGAAAACUCUGAAUUCAGCAUUGAUGUGGACGAAUUCUUUGACUUCACAACGGAAGGUUGCUUUAGUUUGGAUUGGGUGAAUAAGUUCCUUGAACUUGAUGAUCAACAGGAUCCAUUAGCAAUGGUAUAAUAAGUUUGUAAUUAACAUGUUUCCUUGGAUAAAUAAAUAAAGAGAUGUUCUGAGUCUAAAUUUCUAGGCUAUAACCAAA
Gossypium arboreum is the source of this 767-nucleotide messenger RNA. RefSeq names its product transcription factor MYB114. Bases 92 to 688 code for a protein of 198 amino acids. Lineage: Eukaryota; Viridiplantae; Streptophyta; Magnoliopsida; Malvales; Malvaceae. The record is from RefSeq and is a predicted model, not a curated record. The transcript has 2 exons.